CCCGGAGGUUAUACGAUGUGGCGUGAAACCUGCUACAAAGCGUUCAACGAAUAUAAAUUCGUCGGGACCUUCAGCGCUGCGGCCGAGAUCUGUCGCAAAGAUGACGGUACCCUCGCCAUGCCCCGAGAUGCGGAAACCAACAACUUCCUAGUCUCCUUAGAGCGAAACAAAGGGAGCUUUUACUGGAUCGGCCUGCACGAUCGGCGCACAGAGGGAAAGUUUGAGUGGAUGGACGGGUCUGUGCUUGGAAAGUACAGCUCGUGGUCUGGGAGAGAACCAGAUAGCAAAUACGGGAAUGAAGAUUGCGUUGCUUUCUCCAGCUAUUCCAAUUGGGGGCAUUGGUAUGACCUGAAAUGCAACAACAGAGAAUACUUCUUCUGCCAGGUUCCUCCAGGACGUCUCUAGACUGCAGGCUGAGCUCUCACCGCAACUAUGUGACGAUUUUCAGACCGUCUUCUUUUUUUCUUAGAAAACUCAACAGAACUAAUAGGCAACUUAAGUUUUGAAAUUAUCGCUUUGUUAGAUGAUAUACUGACACACAAAUGUAAGCAAUUGACAAGUUUCAUGUACAGUGUGGUUUUGUUACUAAACCACUAGAACUUGUGAAGAUAAGUUUUUUAAAACUUUUUUAUGAAAUUAUCACUCUUUUAGAUUUCAUUCUAACACACAAAUGUAAGCAAUUGACGAGUUUCAUGUACAGUGUUAUUAUGUCACCCAAGCAAUGAAACUUGUGAAGAUGAGUUUUCUUCAAUUUUCCCUGAAAUUAUGUUUGUUAAAUUAUAUUCUAACACACAAAUGUAAGCAAUUGACGAGUUGCAUGUAUAAUAUGAUUAUGUUACUCAGCCACUAGAGCUUAAAAUAUGAAGAUAAGUUUUCUUUAAGGUUUCCAUGUUUUUUUUUUGGUUUUCAAUCUGAUUUUUACUUUUUUUUUAGAUGCUCCAUUUAAAGACAGUGAAUAGUUUAUAGAUUGACUUAGGCCAAUGGUUCUAGAUCAAAUGAUUUAUCAAUUUAUUUAUUAAAUGAAUUAUUUUCUGAACCUAUUAAACCGGACAAUUUUGCUUGUCACUUAUCUAGUCGAUGGGAUUGCAAAAUUCAGUUUUAUGUGCUGUCAAAAAUGUUAAACGUUUUAUGAGUUGAUCUUGUAAAAUAAUUCUAUAGGGAAAUGCCAGACCCUCCGCGCCUAUUGAAAGAUAAAACUAGUAACAGAACCUUACUGUGACCUGUGUUCACUGUGACCUGGUCUUUGAGUGAUAGUCGACAAAAUAGUUGUUGCAUGUGAACUAAAUACAGGAGAUUGGACAUUAUUAUUUUGAGCUUGCAAUGUGGUGUGCUGUAGAUUUAGAAGUGACAGAGUAGAAGUGCCGUCUACCUUCUUAUGUUUUGUAACCAGUUAUUUGUAAACCUGUAUUUGUUGUAACCAGCUCUAGGCUACAUUGUUAUGGGACAAAUACUGUUAUCGUGUCUAACAGGAAGGGCAACUCGCUUUUUCGAUUGUGCAACUCCAAUCUGUGUUAAUGAAUAAGACUUUAAGAGGACA
Molecule: messenger RNA, 1537 nt
Organism: Branchiostoma floridae (Florida lancelet)
Lineage: Eukaryota; Metazoa; Chordata; Leptocardii; Amphioxiformes; Branchiostomatidae
Product: collectin-10-like
Exons: 2
Coding region: 16-405 (129 amino acids)
Source: RefSeq, a predicted model, not a curated record